Molecule: messenger RNA, 2582 nt
Organism: Seriola aureovittata
Lineage: Eukaryota; Metazoa; Chordata; Actinopteri; Carangiformes; Carangidae
Product: 26S proteasome non-ATPase regulatory subunit 11A
Exons: 13
Coding region: 51-1319 (422 amino acids)
Biological process (GO): ubiquitin-dependent protein catabolic process
Cellular component (GO): proteasome regulatory particle, lid subcomplex
Molecular function (GO): protein binding; structural molecule activity
Source: RefSeq, a predicted model, not a curated record
CUGACCGGAAAACAACCGGGCAGAGUGGAGCGGAGGCAGGCAGAGGAAAGAUGGCAGCCGCGGCAGUGGCUGAGUUUCAGAGAGCACAGUCUCUUCUUGGAACAGACCGGAAUGCCUCUAUCGAUAUCUUACAUUCAAUAGUAAAGCGGGACAUCCAGGAGAGUGAUGAGGAGGCGGUGCGUGUUAAAGAGCAGAGCAUCCUGGAGCUGGGUGGGCUGCUGGCCAAGACAGGACAGGCUGCGGAGCUUGGGGGUCUUCUGAAGUAUGUGCGCCCCUUCCUCAACUCCAUCUCCAAGGCCAAGGCAGCCCGGCUGGUCCGCUCCCUGCUUGACCUGUUCCUGGACAUGGAGGCUGCAACAGGUCAGGAGGUGGAGCUCUGCCUGGAGUGCAUAGAGUGGGCCAAAGCUGAGAAGAGGACCUUCCUCAGACAGGCACUAGAGGCUCGUCUGAUUUCACUGUAUUUCGACACAAAGUGCUACCAGGAGGCACUACAACUCGGCUCCCAGUUGCUGCAGGAACUGAAGAAGAUGGACGACAAGGCCCUGCUGGUGGAGGUUCAGCUGCUGGAGAGUAAGACCUACCAUGCGCUCAGUAACCUGCCCAAGGCCCGCGCCGCCCUUACCUCUGCCAGGACAACCGCCAACGCCAUCUACUGCCCACCCAAACUACAAGCAGCUUUAGACAUGCAGUCAGGGAUCAUUCAUGCAGCAGAGGAGAAAGACUGGAAGACGGCUUACUCUUACUUCUAUGAGGCCUUUGAGGGCUACGAUUCCAUUGACAGCCCCCGAGCUAUCACAGCCCUCAAAUACAUGCUGCUUUGCAAAAUCAUGCUCAAUGCGCCAGAGGAUGUCCAGGCCCUCAUUAGCGGCAAGCUAGCUCUCCGGUACGCUGGCAGACAGACAGACUCACUGAAAUGUGUGGCACUAGCCAGCAAGAACCGGUCGCUCGCAGACUUUGAAAAGGCGCUUACAGAGUACAAACCAGAGCUGAGGGAUGACCCCAUUAUCAGCACCCAUCUGACCAAGCUGUAUGACAACCUGCUGGAGCAGAACCUCAUCAGGGUCAUCGAACCUUUCUCCAGGGUCCAGAUAGCACACAUUUCCUCCCUCAUCAAACUUUCUAAGGGAGACGUGGAGAGGAAAUUAUCACAGAUGAUUCUGGAUAAGAAGUUUCACGGUAUUUUGGACCAAGGAGAAGGAGUGCUGAUCGUCUUCGAUGAGCCAGUGGUGGACAAGACGUACGAGGCGGCCCUGGAGACCAUUCAGAACAUGAGCAAAGUGGUGGACUCGCUCUACAACAAAGCCAAGAAGCUCACAUAAGAGAGAGUGAAACCAUCUGUCCUCCUGUCCGGAGUGACGUGGGCCAGUCAGACCUCCGUCGAUAGCUCACUUCAACCCGGGAGGGACGAGGGGAGGAGGACGAGGAGAUUACGAACACUCAACAAUCCAGCAAGCAAAGAAACCAGCUGACCAACUGACGACGACCCAACGGAAUAACAAACUGACAGGGUGGACACGCAGCUCCUCCUGGUCCUCCCUCAGCCCUCUGCUCUCCCUCCCUCCUGUCACUCUCUCUUCCUUCCAAUCUGACUGGGGUUGAUCUGACACAAAGUGCUCCUCCCUAUGGACAAAUCCAGGCACUGCGCCCAUCUUCUCUUCUCCCACCACUGGUUUCUACUGUAUGUAAAACUGGACAAGCCUCCCUUUCCCCCUUUUUUUCUCCUCUGUUUCUCUCUGCACUGGCCAUCAGGGAAUCUUGUAAAAUAACGAUAAAGAAUACCUAUACAGUACUUAUACAUACAUAUAUUGUAAAAAAAAAACAAACAAAAAAACACAUGCUCGGUCUGUUCUCAGUGUAACCUGGGGCAGUGGUGGGUUGGUUGGUCUGUCCCUCACCGGAUACUACCUGUUCUGUUCAAUUUGCCAACCAGCCCUAAAAGUGAAUGUUUGAAUUUCUGUGAUUCUCUGCGGUUGUUUAGAAACAACCCUCGGUCACUUCGGUCACCUGAAGACUGGUUUUGAAAAUGCCGGCCAUCAGAACAACCCCUCCCUUCUCCUCACACCUGUACUGUGACCUUUGCCCCUCUCCCCCCCAUCCUCCCCUCUCACCUGUUUCACCCUGAGUGGUCUCACUCAAGUCACAAGGCAUUCUGGGAUUCGUGGACCAUACAGGGAAUUUGCUCUUCUGUCCACUCGGGACCAUGCCACAAUGAGAGGAGGACAUUCAUUAACACACGGGGGUCUCCCAUAACCCCCCCUUCUUCCUCCCACUUCCUAUUUGUAUAUAACAGUUGCCAAGCAUCAUCCAAGGCCUGAUGUAUUCACACUGUCCCCUUUUUUUGUAAUGCAUAAGAACAGAAUAAACCUUGCCACUGAGAGCUUGGUCAGUCACACAAAGUGCUUUCGAUGCUUGAGACGUGACUGGAGAGAGAACUCUUUGUUCUGACGUGUGUAUAAGGGCGGGUUUCGCUGAAGAAAAUCAAGCUGUACAUUUCUGGGAACUUAAUUUUGCAAGGACUCGAGGGUUUACCAUAUAUGACAUAGAGAAAGACAUGCUAAUAAAAAAAAAAAUGAAACCUGUAA